Molecule: messenger RNA, 1196 nt
Organism: Momordica charantia (bitter melon)
Lineage: Eukaryota; Viridiplantae; Streptophyta; Magnoliopsida; Cucurbitales; Cucurbitaceae
Source: RefSeq, a predicted model, not a curated record
UUGAAAUUCUAAGGAGCACAGUUGUAAUUUAAGGGGAGAGGGAAUGCAGAGUCCUUCAAUCGUCGUCUCAGUUUCUUCUGCUAUCUACUCAUAAAGCUGCCCUUGCUAGAUACUAGAUAGAUUGCCUGCAAUUCCGCUCAUCUCCAGCAAAAUUAGGGUUCGAUUCUGUGAGCAUGGUUGAAGAAUCCAUCUCUUCUUAUCUCGACAGUAGACCGGAAUCUAAAGAGCCAGUUGAUGCUCUUACUCCUGAAGACAUUGCUUGGGUUGAUUCUUGUCUGAUUAACGAGACACCCGAUAUUUCUGAUGGGAAUUGGAACAAUAUGAAGUCUGCCUUAUUGGAAAUCCUCGAUCUGUAUCCUGAAAGUUUUGCAUCUUCUGCUGUAUUAAGUGAUAAUGCUCCGGGAGGUACUAAAGAUGACAUUGACAUGCUUCCCUCUAAUAAUGAAAAGGAAUCCAUAUUUCCCUGGGGAGAUGAUGAUGAUCCUAUGAGCGAACCAGGAAUAGCUUCGGAAGAUCCACGAGACCAUGACGAUAUCGAUACAUCUCUGUCGUUAUCGUUUAGCAAGAAUCCAUUUUUACCCACUUACAAAGAAGAUGUAGGAGGGAAGGAGAAUACUCAAACUGGAUCCAGCCAGGAUUUAUCAGAAAUUGGAUAUGAGUUCCCAGUAAACGAUAUUUUCAGGGUCUGGGACUUGAACCUCCCUCCGGUCGAAGAUGAGCUUCUCGAGCAGCUUAACAAAGCCCUUUCCGAAAAUUCCUUUAAAUCACUUCCUUCAAUGUGGGAUAAUCGUAGUGUCUUGAAAGACUUCAAGGAAGAAUCACUUGAUGACUUGAUCAAUAGCAUUUCAGACCUGUCUUUAGAACAGAAUAAUUAGUAGGGACAGAGUUGUUCAACAGCCCUUGAUUUCUGAAAGUUCAUGCUGCUGACACGUGGCAUUCCGUUAUUUGUCAACUUUGGAUGUCUCACAUAGGAAUAAGGGUGAUUUUAGAGAAGCUACUAGGAGACUUAGAUGAUAGUUCUACAAUCUGUUAUUAUUUUUGGCUCAGUGCAGUCUAGUGGGAUAUGUAAGUACCUUUUUUCUCAGAAUCUUAUUGACCAUUUUGGUUAAUGACGACGUUAUAGUAAUUAAUAGGUCUAAUUGGCUGUAAAAUUUGAUUUCGUUUUUGUGAAAGUAGGUGGUACUAUUUAUGUUGAA